Molecule: messenger RNA, 1174 nt
Organism: Suillus paluster
Lineage: Eukaryota; Fungi; Basidiomycota; Agaricomycetes; Boletales; Suillaceae
Exons: 9
Coding region: 201-1169 (322 amino acids)
Molecular function (GO): nitronate monooxygenase activity
Source: RefSeq, a predicted model, not a curated record
CCUCGGGAUCCUAUUACCGGUGGAUUCACAAGCACUACAUAGUUACCUUCGCCAUCAACUCUAUCCUGGUCACCUCUCAACACUCUUAUCCCAACGCAUAGACCUUUGUUCUUCACAGUUACACCCUCUUCAGAUUCCCAUACCGUGCUCGCGUUGCCUAAAUCUCAACGCAAACUAAGUAUACCAGGAGCCUGCACAGAAUGAUUAAAACUGCGCUAACCGAACUCCUGGGCAUCCGUGUGCCAGUAGUGCAAGGUGGUAUGCAAUGGGUCGGAAAACCUCCACUUCCUGCAGCUGUUUCGAACGCAGGAGGUCUUGGGAUAAUCACUGCACUAACCCAGCCGAACCCCGAAGCUCUGCGCACUGUCAUUCGCGAGACACGCGCAGCAACUGACAAGCCCUUUGGCGUAAACCUCACGCUUCUACCCUCGAUCGUCCCACCAGACUACGAAGGUUACGCGCGUGUAGCUGUGGAAGAGGGCGUCAAGAUUUUUGAGACGGCAGGGAACAAGUCCUUCAUCGAGUUCUUCAAGUCGCAUGGAUGCAUUGUGAUACACAAGUGCACUACGAUUCGACACGCUAAGUCUGCAGAACGAAUGGGUGUUGAUGUCCUGAGUAUCGACGGUUUUGAAUUCAUUUAUACCAUUACUGACUAUUCGCAGCUUGCAAGAUCCGCGCAAGAACUCAAGAUACCCUACAUUGCAUCGGGCGGUAUCGCCGAUGGCCGUGGAUUGGCCGCUUCCCUCGCACUCGGUGCCGCUGGAGUGAACAUGGGCACACGAUUCUUGUGCACGGUUGAAAGCCCUAUCCACCAAAACAUCAAAGAGAAGAUGGUCGCCUCCAGUGAACAAGAUACCAUCCACAUAUUCCGUACCUUGAACAACACCGCGCGCGUUUUCAAGAAUGCAGUGUCGACGCAGGUCGUUGCUCUCGAGCAGCGCCCAGGUGGGGCGAAGUUUGAAGACGUCCGUGAGCUUGUCGCAGGCGCACGAGGCAGAAUGGUAUACGAGAACGGUGAUCCCGACUAUGGGAUUUGGACUGCGGGUAUUUCAGUUGGCUUGAUCAAUGACAUCCCAACGUGCGAAGAGCUCUUGUCGCGCAUAGAAAGGGAGGCUGAAGAGAUUAUCGGCGGGAUGUCUAAGUUGGUCAAGGGGAAGGCUAAGCUGUAGUUUUG